CCUUUCUCAUUCAUUUUUUUCUAAAGCCCAAAAAAGCAAAUAAAACCCUAGAAAUUCUCCUCUGUUUAGUUUUUCACUCAACAAAAUCCUUCAUUACAAGAAAUCCCUAAUUCUUAAACACAAAACCCUAACCCUAAAACUCCCAAUUGUUUUCAAUCAGAAUCCGAGAUUUAUCAAUACAUUAAGAAAAUGGCAUCAAAAACUAGCACUAAAGACAUUAUCACUCUUAGAGGUUCAGCGGCAAUCGUUAGUGAGUUCUUUGGUUAUGCUGCUAAUAGUAUUUUGUAUAAUCGAGGGAUUUAUCCAGAAGAAAGUUUUACUAAAGUGAAGAAAUAUGGACUUCCUAUGUUAUUAACACAAGAUGAGAAUGUUAAAUUGUUUCUCACAAACUUAACUGCCCAAUUAUCAGAAUGGUUGGAAUCAGGACACUUGCAAAGGGUCGUUUUGGUGAUAAUGAGCAAACAAACUAAUGAAGUUUUAGAGAGGUGGAAUUUCAGUAUAGAGACUGACAAAGAAGUUGUUGAAAAGGGGGUUUCCAAGGAAAAGAGUGAUAAGGAGAUAAUGAGAGAGAUUCAAGCUAUUAUGAGACAAAUUGCAUCUAGUAUUACUUACUUGCCUUGCCUCGAUGAACAAUGUAUUUUUGAUGUGUUAGCUUAUACGGAUGCUGAAGUAGCAGUUCCAUUUACUUGGAUUGAAAGUGAUCCUAAACUUAUUGCAAACCCACAAAUGGUGAAAUUGCAUUCAUUUGAUACCAAGAUUCACAAGGUGGAUACUCUGGUUUCAUACAAAAACGACGAGGAAGACUAGUAAUUUGGAAUUAUUCCUGUGAUACUCUGGUUUCAUACAAAAACGACGAGGAAGACUAGUAAUUCGGAAUUAUUCCUAUGCUCAAGUGACAUUUGUCAACCCUUCUGUUUCUGCAUUUGAGUGAAUUCUGUGAAUCGUUUAUUCACAUAUAUUUUGUAAGUUUUUUGAGUGUGGAUAGAAUGAUGAACAAGAAAGUGUAGUUUUUCUUCAAGUGCUUCCUCAGAUAUUUCAGUAAUUUUCAGUGUUCGGUGAAGUUAAUUUGAUUUGAUUUUCGGUGAUCAGUG
Papaver somniferum (opium poppy) is the source of this 1091-nucleotide messenger RNA. Its product is annotated as mitotic spindle checkpoint protein MAD2-like. Gene Ontology annotation, cellular component: cytoplasm; nucleoplasm; kinetochore. The transcript has 6 exons. The record is from RefSeq and is a predicted model, not a curated record. Lineage: Eukaryota; Viridiplantae; Streptophyta; Magnoliopsida; Ranunculales; Papaveraceae. Gene Ontology annotation, biological process: mitotic spindle assembly checkpoint signaling. Bases 190 to 807 code for a protein of 205 amino acids.